UCAACGCAAAUAGGACGUACCCAUGGUCACAAUCAAUCUGGGGAGAAACUCGACGUGACAUUCAAAAGGCUGACAUAACCAAGUUUAUACUUGCAGUGUUAAUCAUUUGCUCAUUAACGAACAUUCAGUGAUGAUGAUAUGCAAGAGUGUAGUGAUCAGUAGCAUAAUAAUUGCACUGCAACUUACGGCGUGUGUGGCUUUAACUUCCUCUAAUCGUUAUAAUCGUAAUAAUCAACCAAUAACCUGUGUCAAGGACAAGAAACUAGACGGGCAGCUACUGCAGAGUCCCGACAACGACACCGUCUACCUGAUUCUCGAUGGAUGCAGGAAUCCCAUACCUAAUAACGAAACCUUCAACAACCUGUUCAGGAGCCGCGACUGCAUCGAAACUACACGCCUCUUCAGGACAGUCUGUCACUGCACAAAUGUUGAAAUAACUUCAGGGGCAAUACUGGCAAGGGAAACCGACGGAAUGGACCUGUACCUGGUCACUAAAGGUGUCAAAAGGCUCCUCAGCGAUACAAACACAUUCACGGCCUUCUGCCUCGACUCGAACAAAGUAAUUACUAUGGAUAAAAAGCUCAAUAUCGUUCUGCACUACGUGAAGGAGGGAUUGCCUAUACUCGUUGGUGCUCAUCAAUAGAAACGCAAAGCAUUGCACAACAUUAUCUCACGGCAUUGUUUUCGUGUUGUUUCAUUUAAAAAAAACGUUUCUUUUGCAUUUCAGCUCAUACAGCUACUUUUCCAUGUAAUAUUCGAAGAGUUGUACGGGUAGCGAUUUCACAUUUUCGAAGUUCCGCCUUAGACUGUGUAUAUUAGUAUAUUAGUGCUCAUGAGAUAAGAAUAGUCACGCAUCUGAUUUAUAGGAAACAGUUGAUAAGCAAACACU
This is a messenger RNA of Priapulus caudatus, 889 nucleotides long. RefSeq lists its product as uncharacterized. The record is from RefSeq and is a predicted model, not a curated record. The coding region runs from base 131 to 643 and encodes 170 amino acids. The transcript has 3 exons. Lineage: Eukaryota; Metazoa; Priapulida; Priapulimorpha; Priapulimorphida; Priapulidae.